Messenger RNA from Racocetra fulgida, 957 nucleotides. The record is from the annotation of a GenBank genome assembly. NCBI's taxonomy places the organism in Eukaryota, Fungi, Glomeromycota, Glomeromycetes, Diversisporales, Gigasporaceae.
AUGACACCAUCCGAAUUACUUGUGCAGACUCAGAAGGCAGUUGGAGAGAAAGAAUUAAUUGAGUGGCACGAAACUCUUAUUCAGUUCAGAGAAGAAGAAAAAUCUCUCAUAACAUCAACUAAAGCCGAUAAUGAGCAGGUAGAAAAUCUAGAAAAGAGAAACUCAGUUCUGGAAAAAGACAUUCGAUUAUACGAACUACGUAUACCUUUUGCCCGCUACGGUGUUGCGAAACAUUUGUAUGAUGUAGAAAAACAAAAACGUGCGGAAGCGCACUUAGAAUAUCAAAAUCUUGCUAAAGAGAAUGAACCUGCAAACGCUAGAAAAAGUGAACUAGAAGAAUUAGUAUCACGGACUGCCAAAGAGAAAAAAAGAUGCACUGAAUUGUAUAGCACAAAAAAACGGAAAAUGGAAGAAACGGCAAAUAAAUUAGAACAAUCGAAUAUUCGAAGGGAUUUAGCGGAUCUCAAGAAAAAGGAAAGGACAAGAAAAAAUCGUAUUGCUCAACUUCGUGCUGACAUUGCCGAAUUGGAAGAAAGAACUAGAACGCCACCUUUAGCAAGUGAUGACACAGAUCUUCGGCGAAAAUGGGAUGAUGUAGGACGCCGUUUAGGAGAAUUAAAACUACAGCUGAACGAAAAUAAAUUUAAUCAAGAUGAAAUUAACUUAGAGGCCAACAAAGUAGAUCGCGAAAUGCAAGGGAUAAGACGGCAACUCAAAGAACUUGAUGACGUAAAACGGCGUCGUCUUGAAACCAUUCGACGCGUUGAUUAUGAAACUUUUCGAGCUUAUGAAUGGUUGCAGCAAAAUCAGGACAAAUUGAGUGGACGCGUUUUUGGACCAGUUUGUAUGGAAAUAAACAUUAAAGACAUGCAAUAUGCUGAUGCAAUAGAGAAUGCGCUGGGGAACCUUUAUCAAAUAUCAGCUAAGGUAAUUGCUUUUAUAGACAUUCGUAUGUGA